Messenger RNA from Paraglomus occultum, 1244 nucleotides. The record is from the annotation of a GenBank genome assembly. NCBI's taxonomy places the organism in Eukaryota, Fungi, Glomeromycota, Glomeromycetes, Paraglomerales, Paraglomeraceae.
CAGCAGUCACGAUAGCGCAAAUUUAUCCAAAGGACAAAGAUGAUGACACUCCUCUCGCACCAUUGAUCUCUUCCCAAGACGCAGAAAUAAUCCCUGAUAAAUACAUCGUCGUUUUCAAAACCGAUAUUACUGCGGAUCAAAUAUCUUGCCACCACAAUCGAGUUAACACUGCGCUGUUCGAGGAAAGGAAGAAAUACAAAAGAGGAUUUAUGACCGAAUUGAUUUCUGGAAUUGAACACGUAUACAACCUCGAUGGCUUUCAAGGAUACUCUGGUACAUUCUCAAAAGAUGUACUAAAUCAUAUUAGACAAAGUGAUGACAUUGCUUACGUCGAGAAAGACCAUAAAGUCUACGCGGACGUAAUACAGUAUGACGCUCCGUGGGGUUUAGCCCGCGUUUCGCAUCGAGAUCGCCUUCAAUGGGAUACAUACAACAGAUACUUGUACGACCAAACAGCUGGCGAGGGCAUCACAGCGUAUGUUAUUGAUACUGGAAUUUACAUUAAUAAUACCGACUUCGACGGUCGCGCUCGAUGGGGUGUCACUAUACCAUGGGGUGAGCCCAAUAUCGACAACGUUGGGCAUGGAACUCAUGUUGCCGGAACUAUUGCUGGAACCAGGUUUGGAGUUGCCAAGAAUGCAAGACUUGUCGCCGUUAAAGUCUUGGGACAAGAUGGAGGUACCGUAUCUGACGUAAUCAAAGGCAUAGAAUGGACUGUCAGGGAUCACAGAAGAUCUGUCAAUGAGGCGAGGAGAGCAGGCCGGCAAUAUAAAGGUUCAGUUGCGAACAUGAGUUUGGGAGGUGCUAAAAGUUAUGCUCUAGACAGGGCUGCUAAUGCGGCGGUCGAUAACGGAGUAGUUCUGGUCGUAGCAGCAGGCAAUAGUAAUGCUGAUGCUUGCACUCAAUCUCCUUCCGGCGCUGCAAAAGCAAUUUCAGUUGCUGCUUCUACCAUACGCGAUGAACGCGCUGGAUUCUCCAACUAUGGUAGAUGUGUCGCACUUUUUGGCCCCGGCCAAGAUAUUUUGUCGACGUGGAUUGGCUAUCCCACGGCCACAAAAUCAAUUUCCGGCACUUCUAUGGCGUCUCCACACGUAGCUGGACUUGCAGCCUAUCUCCUCUCUUUAAGUCCAAGUCCGUUGUCCCCCACAGCUCUACGUAAUAAAUUGAUAGCUCUCGCCACAAGAAAUGCUCUUGUUGACGUGAAGGGUAGUCCUAAUCUCCUGGCUUACAAUGGCAUCAUCUGA